AUGAUUUACCCACGAAUUCGACAGAAAGGUGCAAGUUUAGUAGUUCUCAGUUGGACUUGUCUGGCUGUAUUGUGUGCCGCGUCCACAGCCCCUUGCGACAAAACUCGUAGAAUUUUUACGGACCCUAGCGGAAUAAUUACCGAUGGCCCGAGUAAUUCAAACUACACACAAGAUUCACAUUGCGAAUGGCUAAUUAAGGCAGCUAAUAAAUCUCAAUACAUAACUUUAAGCUUUAUCCGUAUGGGCACAGAAUGUUCCUACGAUUAUGUUUUUGUUUAUGAUGGUGAUUCGUUUGAUGCCCCACUACUCGGCAGUUUUAGUGGGAAAACUGAGCCCCAAAAUGUUACGGCAUCCAGUGGUUAUAUGUUAAUUUUAUUAUACAGUGAUACAAAUUAUGUCCUUGAUGGAUUCAGAGCAACUUAUGCGAUUCAUAAUUGUCCAAAUAACUGUACUGGUAGAGGAGUAUGUGUGCCAAAUAAAUGCUUUUGUGUGGGUACCUGGGGUGGUCCAGAUUGCAGCAUUGAGUUAUGUCCAAAUGGUUGUUCAGGAAAUGGUCAGUGUAAAGGGGACAGAUGCAUAUGCAAAAAAGGGUUCUCUGGAGAGUCUUGUUCUCUAAAAAAUAAUGACAAAGACGGCAACAGUUGGCACUGGCUCUCACACACGGAAAGUGGUAUGACCAAAAGGGCUGCACACACAGCAGUCUAUGUCAAUCACACAAACUCUCUAUAUGUGUUUGGAGGAUAUGAUCUUAAUAGAGUUCUAGGAGUAUUAGAAGUGUACAAAUUUUCUACUAGUCAAUGGUACGAUGAAAACGGAAAAGUUUUACGCCGAUAUCCUACUAAUGAAGAAAUUGAUAAGUCACUAUUGACUUUAUUUACAAAGGGAAAUAUUGAUGGUAGCUGGCAAAUAGGAAACAGGAGUUCAUUAUUCAAUUUACUUUUAACGUCUUUUUCACACAAUGACAAAACAGCGUUACCUCUCAUGUACACCCAUCCGCCUAUACCAUAUUCUGAGAGUUACCUCCAGUUUACUGACAGACCAGAGUUCAUCACUAAGACAUCUAACAGUACUAAACCUGAACCGAGGUACGGACACUCGGCGUGUGCGUUCGGAAAGGGGUUCAUUUUGUAUGGGGGAAAAUUGUCUGACGGGAGUCUGUCUUCAGAGUUAUGGUAUUACGACGCCAUAGAUAAUGUAUGGACUCUGAGGGCGGUCAACUCCAGUUUCACACCGCCGGGUCUCACUCGACAUACACUUACGGCUGUGAAGGACGAAUUAUAUGUUUUUGGUGGGAGUACGGUCGAUGGAGAAUUCUCUUCCAGUUUGUACAAAAUUAAAUUAGGCGAAGCAAGCUCAGAAUCGUGGGAGAGAGUGCAAGUGCGUGGUGGAAAAGAGUUGGAUGUUCGUGUUGUAGCUCACACGGCUGUGUACCAUGAAUCUUCUAAUUCUAUAUUAAUCUAUGGCGGAGUCGUCGCCAGUGUUGCUAGAUUUUCAAAGCUGUCAGAUCGAAUGUUCACAUUUGAUUUGGACCAUCGGCACUGGAGUGAAAUACAUUAUCCUCGGGCUCACUUACGCGAAACUUACGUACCUCGCGAAAGAGCUUUUCACACAGCUACUGUUAUAGGAAACUACUUAGUUGUCUUUGGAGGUUAUUCUCACCGCCAUAACAGGGAAGAAAUAUGUUACGAUGGACAAAUGUAUCUUUACCACCUUGGAUGUCAUGCGUGGAUCCCUCUCGAUGUGUUAGGAAGAACGCGUAAAUUGUACCCAAAGAAGCAGGGUGUAUUUGCGCAUGCGGCGGCAUUGAAGCCUCCCUCUACAUUGCUCAUAGUUGGGGGAUACCACGGAAAUGUCAAUGGCGACUUGCUUGCGUAUGUGGUACCCAGUUGGCACGCAGGGAUUACAAGCAAGGACCCUGAGUCAGCCUGCCCCAGGCAUCGAACUCAACCCGAAUGUCUGGCAGAUCCAGAAUGUGGUUGGUGUUCGGCUGAUGAUAUUUGCUACGGACGCACAAUCGGUUCGAAUUGCACAACGAACCUACAAUCCAUCCGCUGUGGUGGUAUUUGUCCAGCCCUUGGUGACUGUCAGUCCUGCCUAAUCCAUGGUCCACCUUUAGGAACGAACAGCACUCGAAAACCUGUGUCUUCAGUGAGCACUAAAUUAGGGUUAUACCAGUGCAGUUGGUGUGUGCAGAACGCUCGCUGUCAUCAUAAAGACGAUAAUUACGGCGUUUGCGGUGAAGACACACCGUCAGAGUACCCUGGUUGGUGGGGAACCACGGGGACAGAAGUCACAAGCCCGGAAGAAUGCAAAAUGUUGGAUAAGAGACCGGGGCUCACAUUCUUAAGAUACCAGCAACCGGCAGAUUUGAAUCAUCCGGAUGCAGUAGCCGUCGUCAAUGCUACCACUGUGGAUUGGGGGGCAGGGGGAGGUAGCAAUAACAUUAUCACUGGGACUAGUGAAACUCGUCUCAAGGGAUGGUUACAUAUACCGCAAUAUUGGAAUGGCACCGGGGAAUCACUGCACGUGUGUGCCGGCCACGCGAACCUCACUUUAUUACUGGGCGAGAAACCAGAUCCGGUAGCGAAUGUAACCGGAUAUCCUUCGAUCUGUGCUCCCGUCGAUUGGCCCCUGUUGCUACCCGGCCGCCUCUCGGUAGAUAUGCAAGCUAAUGAUUCUCUUCACACCGGCCUCUACCCCUCCCAUUACCAUGCCAAAAUGGAAUUGCUUCAUAAUAAAUCACAGGAGAGUACGAAGGUAUUUACAUUCGAGUUUCUCGAACCCUACUCUGAUGGAAAAUGCUCAAACUACGACAAUUGUCUGUUAUGUCUCUCUGACGCCGCUUGCGGGUGGUGUGAGCUCACGAAUCGAUGCGAAUCUAGAUCACUAGAUGAAGAAACAACUUGCACUCUCGAUGGCGAGUGGAGAUUCUUGACGUUACAACCAUCGGCGUGUCCAAAUUGCUCAAACUAUAUUAGCUGUGAGCGCUGCGUAUCUGGUAACUAUUGCGAAUGGUGGGCUGACGAAGCGAGGUGUGCAAGGCGCGGGAGAGCCAGCGGAGCCAUAGUGGAUGCUUCUGAGUGUCCCGCUCCUUGUCGCAUGCGCCUGGACUGCGAACACUGCCUCGACGAACGCGGCCGCUGCGUUUGGUGCGAAGCAACACGCCAGUGUUUCAGCUUUAGCGUAUACACGAGCGAAUAUCAGUUCGGGUUGUGCCGCGAGUGGCUCGAUCGAGCCUCCUCGCCCACGGAUGACGUCACAAAAAAAUCUGGCCAAUGCAAAUCGUGUCAAUCGCACGUUCAAUGCGCUACCUGCCUGAGAAGUAUGGGAUGCGGUUGGUGUCAUUCCUUUGAAAAUCCCAUUAACGGUGUGUGCACUGAAGGCGACUUUACACGUUCGCACAUCGAUUGUGCCUCUCUUCUUAACGUCACUUCGUCUGAUGCGGGUUGGGCUUACGCGCAGUGUCCAGAUGUGGAUGAAUGUGGACUCGGGCUUCACGACUGCCACGAGAACGCAGUCUGUAAUAACACACAUGGAUCCUACACUUGCAAAUGUAAACAGGGUUAUAUAGGCGACGGUCGAAAAACAUGCAUGCGAACUUGUUAUAACAAUUGUAUUCACGGGUAUUGUCUAGGUGCGCCCCAAUACAAAUGCCACUGCGAUUUGGGAUGGACGGGAGCAGACUGCUCUAUUAACUGCGGAUGCCACAAUCAUUCGACGUGUAAAACCGGCGUGGGGCGAUGCGACGAAUGUCAAGAUUGGACAGAGGGGGAAUUCUGCGAGUCCUGUAAACCUGGAAGCCACGGAAACGCAACGACGGGUCAGGGGUGUCGCCGCUGUGACUGCAACGAUCACGGGGACGAAUCUCGUGGCAUUUGUGACGUAACUACCGGAGAAUGUAUAUGCAAAGACAAUACAGAAGGUCAGAACUGUGAACAUUGUAAACCAAAAUUUUACGGUGAUCCUAGACACGGAGGCAGGUGCUAUUAUCAGUGUGAACCUAGAGGCUUGCUAAAAGCGGACGAGACCGAAGGCAUAGGAUCGCAUAAGACGGACCCCGAUUUAUCGAGUAUAGGACCAACUAAGGAAUGUCUCUGGAUUAUAUCUUCGGAAGACAUAAAAGAUGCAAUAAUACAAUUCACUGUUAAUUCAACAACACUAAACGUGCCGUGCGAUCAAAACGCAGUGUACGUGUAUGACGGAUUAGGAGGUGUGCCCGAUAUGAGUAACAAUCAACAGAGUCAACUAUUAGGAGUGUUUUGUAAUGGCGCGUCGUCGGGUGUCGUCGAAGCUCGGAGUGGUAAUUUAACUAUACACUAUAAACAAAGUCAACCAGACCAAGGUUUUGAAGGGGUUUAUAAGGUGUUAGCGUGCGAUGGACACUGCACGUGGCCACGAGUUUGUAACAAUGGACAUUGUACAUGUCGCGAGGGCUUCGGAGGUUUCGAUUGUAACAUAGAAAUAUGUCGCAACAACUGCAGUAGACAUCUAAACGGUGGUGUUUGUGACAUGAAUUACGGACGAUGCCUGUGCAAUGAAGGUUUCGGGGGUGACGAUUGCUCUUUGAAACUCGAUAAAACUCAACUGGUAUUUACUGAAUUGUUCGAUUCAGAUUUUCUCUCUGAUGGGCUAGAUCAUCUCAGGAAGACGCUGCCUCGUUUUGGUCACAGCUUGGUAGCUGACAGACGAGGCCUGUGGAUGUUCGGCGGAUAUUCCUUAUCACAUGGGCCCUUAAACGAUAUACGAUUUUACGACACGAAAAACAAUACCUGGAUGCAAGUCACAGUGGAAGCCACUCCUGAUGCUAAAAUGCCCGAAGGCCGCUACUUUCACGCAUCGGAAAUUUAUCAUUCAAAGCAGAAUAUUUAUAUUUACGGAGGCUUAAGCUUGCAAGAAAAGAGCGGCCAGAAUAAAACGUUACGCGACUUUUGGCAGUUUAGCUUAAAAGAUCAGAGGUGGAGUCAUAUAAAAAGCAAGGAAGAUCAGCCACCACCUCUCGCCGGACAUACGCUUACUUUACAAAAAUAUCAGGAUUAUGAAAGUUUGGUUCUUAUCGGUGGGUUUUCUUUGGAAGAGGGCUUCAUGUCAGACAUGUUGGAAUUUGAUUUAGAUAACAACAAGUGGAUUAAAAUCAACUGUGAAGGUUCCAAACCAGACGGUAUUAUUGGUCACAGCACCGUUUAUCAUGCGCCAUCUCAGAGUCUAUAUAUUUUUGGGGGAAUACUUUAUAGUUAUAAUGGCACAAUGAUAUCCAAUAAACUUUACUCGUUUCACUAUCCGACGAAAAUGUGGAGCGAACUACCAACGUUCCCGGGGCUCAAUGUUUUUGAAAAUCUGCCUCGACCCACAUUCCUACAUUCUGCGGUCACUACAAACGAGUACAUGAUUGUAUUUGGCGGGAGAACAAUACCAGACAAGAGAUCCAAUUCACUUAUAGCAUAUGUUUACAGCUGUAAUCAAUGGGUUAAACUUUCGAAAGGACCAUCAGUAUUGGAUCAUCCACCACCUCGAACCAUUGCGCACGCGAUGGCGAUAGACUUGGAAUCGGAAAAUGAUUGGAACGUGUACAUCGUCGGCGGCUGGACAGGCAGCGCCAAUUGUCAAGUGACACGUAUAACGUUGCCAGAAGAUCUCUGUUCGCUAUGGAGUUCUAGCAAGCUGGAGUGUCGCAGCCACAUGGGUUGUAGCUUUUGUAGUACAGGCGAAUACACGAAAUGUUAUUCUGUGGAUAAACCCGGAUGCGAGGGCAGCGAUAGGGUCUCCACCAACGCUGGUGCUGCGUGUGACGAUGAAUUGGUAGCGAGGAGGCCCUGUGAUAACCUAACUACUUGUACCACUUGUCUGGCUGCUUGGCCUUUAUACCCAGAGGAAAAACCCGCUUGCAGGUGGUGCGAAACUUGUGCUGCUGGUGUUGGGGAAUGUGUCCCGACUGACGAAUCCUGCACCAGCAUGAAAUGUAACGCUGGGACAACCUACAUCAGUGACGUCAAUCAAUGUCCCGAGUUACGAUGCGUGGCAUCGGAUUGUGAUAAAUGUGUAUCCAGCCAGUGCUCUUGGACCAGAGUUGCUAGUAGAGAAGGUCAAUUAACAAGAAUAGCAAGCGAUCCGACCGAGCUUUACAAUUGGACCUGCAUACAAAACGAAGAACAAGGCAGAACUAGUAUUCGCGCGGUAUCCUCCAAGUUUGGAUACUCUUACUUUGGGUCAAGUAAGGACGAGUGUCCUAGCAGAUGCCAUCUUUACGAAGAUUGUCAGUCUUGCCUUAGUUCUGAUGGCGCAGAGGGGGGAUUUUCGGAAUGUCAUUGGGCCAGCUAUCUGGGGACCUGUAUAUCUCCAGCAUACCAGCCGCUUUAUUGCGCUGGGGGUGUGUGUGGAUUGGUUCUCACAAAGGCGGAUAAAAACAAAUGUCCAGCACCUUGCGGAACCUUCGACCAGUGUUCUGAAUGCUUGCACCAUUCUCAUUGCGGCUGGUGUGCCGUGGAAGGUGCGAACGGGGAAGGGGUCUGUACAGAGGGUUCCAUCGAUUCUCCCUUGGACUAUUCCACUCGAACAACCUGCGCUGCAGUAUAUGCAAACGCCCACGAGUCGAACACGACCAACGAUACGUUCUCCUGGCACUACACUCGGUGUCCACCAGAAAAUGAAUGUGAAAAUAAUCACCAUCAAUGUAAAGCUGAUUCUGAAGUUUGUCGAGAUUUGCCUACUGGUUACGAGUGUCUCUGUGGCGAAGGUCACAAACGCGUCGGAGGUGUGUGCGCGGCUGUUUGCUCGCAAGGGUGCGUGCGUGGUGUGUGCGUGCAGCCAGACGUCUGUCGCUGCGACUUCGGCUAUGUGGGCGCUAACUGUACAAUACAGUGCCAAUGUAACGGACAUUCGCAUUGCGAGGGCCCGGACAAACUCGACAAAUGUAUCGAGUGUCAUAAUAAUACUAUGGGAAGCCAAUGUGAAAAGUGUAAGCCAAACUUCGUAGGAGAUCCAACAGAUAACGGGCAGUGUAUACCUUGCUCUGUAUAUUGCCAUGGACACACAUCGGUCUGUUCUAAUGACGCUGAUAUAUCUCUGACUUCUCGUGAUGUGGGCAGUGCCGACCUGGAGGACUAUUAUCGAGAUGCGAAGGCGCGCUGCGUCCGAUGCGCUAACAAUACGGACGGACCCCGUUGCGAACGAUGCAUCGAAGGAUAUUUCAGAGGCUCUGAAGAUUUCAGAGAUGCUUGUCGCCCAUGCGAGUGUCACGGCCACGGAGAUACUUGCGACCCCGUGACGGGCGAAAAGUGCAACUGCGGUAACAACACCGAGAGCGACGCGUCCUGUCAGACUUCGAGCUCCAGCAAAAACUCUGCACAGGAAUGCUGGCGCUACCAGUGCGUCAAGUGCAAGGAUCUAUACAUGGGUGACCCACGAAACGGCCACCAGUGCUAUAAGACUAUCAAUAUUGAGAAUAAAAUCUGCUUCGAUGGUAAAUCUAUUGAUGAGUGCAAAAUCAAACCGCGGCCCCUAUUUCCCGGACAGACUGUAUUUGUCGCAGUUAACCCUCGUUACAUGAAUGUGGAUAUACGAGUCAUUGUUGAUGUCACGCAAGGCGCUGUAGACCUGUACAUGAGUCCAAAUGACAGCUCUUACGUCGUCUCUGUCAAUUCGUCAACCGGCGCACACGCAGUCGAGCUAGAUCCUAGUUAUUACAAACAUGAACCAUUCCGUAAAAUGCCCUCUUUCGACGAUCACAUUCCAAAGAAAUCCAGAGUUACUUGGUACUACGAUAAAAUAGAAUACGCUCUGGCCGAUUAUACUGCUAAAGAUCUGGCGACCUACGUGACCGUAGACAAGAGAAAUGUCUUGUUGCGAGUGAGGAAUCUUCGCAACAGACUGGUGCUAACCCUGCCACAGAACGUCCACGACUUGACUCACACAAAAUUUUACAUAAUUGUUCGAGCGAGGAAUACGGACGAAGGUUCAACUACCUUCGGUAUUGCGUUCUUCAGACAAGACCAAUUACAUAUCGAUCUAUUUGUGUUCUUCUCUGUUUUCUUUUCCUGUUUCUUUUUGUUUUUGGCUGCGUGUGUGGUCGCGUGGAAAGCGAAGCAGGCUGCUGACGUACGAAGGGCUAGAAGACGGCACGUCGUUGAGAUGCUACACAUGGCUAAGCGUCCUUUCGCCGGCGUCGUAGUAUUGGUCUCGGGGGGUGGGCGGCGUCGUGGCGAGGUGCAACCAGUUGCUAUAGAACCAACUGCGGACGGGCGAGCAGCGGUCACCUCUGUGCUAGUGAGGUUACCAGGUGGUUCGCGAGCCCCAGUCCGUAUGGCGUUGGCGUCUGCUUUGGUGUUGGUUACUCGUGCGCCAGCACUGAGACAACGACCUCGCCGACCGCUGACUUAG
Molecule: messenger RNA, 8373 nt
Organism: Leptosia nina
Lineage: Eukaryota; Metazoa; Arthropoda; Insecta; Lepidoptera; Pieridae
Source: the annotation of a GenBank genome assembly